This is a messenger RNA of Anolis carolinensis (green anole), 1146 nucleotides long. RefSeq names its product exosome component 5 (gene exosc5). The record is from RefSeq and is a predicted model, not a curated record. NCBI's taxonomy places the organism in Eukaryota, Metazoa, Chordata, Lepidosauria, Squamata, Anolidae. Gene Ontology annotation, cellular component: nuclear exosome (RNase complex); nucleolus; cytoplasmic exosome (RNase complex). The transcript is spliced from 6 exons. The coding region runs from base 8 to 721 and encodes 237 amino acids. Gene Ontology annotation, biological process: rRNA catabolic process; U4 snRNA 3'-end processing; poly(A)-dependent snoRNA 3'-end processing.
ACCCCGGAUGCGGAAGCGUUACGGUGAGGCACGUGGGUGGAUUGGCGCGAUGGAGACAGAGCAGAAGAAGUGCGAUUCCGGCGAUCUCCCUUCGCUGCGCCGGAUCGUGUGUGAACAGGGACUGCUUUCCCGUCCUGAUGGCUCCGCUUCCUGGAUGCAGGGAGACACUUCAGUCCUGGCUGGUGUGUACGGGCCUUCAGAAGUCAAGGUCAGCAAAGAAAUCUAUGAUAAAGCCACCCUGGAAGUCAUGCUGAGGCCCAAAGUGGGCUUACCUGGUGUCUACGAAAGAAGCAGAGAGCAGAUGAUCAAGAAGACAUGCGAAGCAGUGGUUCUGGGUACCCUACAUCCCCGAUCUUCUAUCACGAUUGUGCUUCAGGUCAUUACAGAUGCUGGUUCACUUUUUGCGAGUUGCUUGAAUGCCGCCUGCAUGGGACUAAUGGAUGCAGGGCUGCCCAUGGGUUCCUUGUUCUGCGGAGUGACCUGCGCCUUGGAUGCCGAUGGCAACUUCACCCUGGACCCCACAGCAAAGCAAGAAAAGGAAGCUCAGACAGUUUUGACAUUUGCCAUUGACAGCAUUGAGAAGAAAGUGCUCAUGUCCAGCAUGAAGGGAACAUGUUCGGUGGAACAGCUCCAGCAAUGUGUUGCCGCUUCGCAGCGAGCUGCUGAUACCAUUUUCCAGUUCUACCGUGAUUCUGCUUGCAGGAAGUACUCCAAGUGGUGACUUUGCCCCAAAGUGGAAAGGAAUGGCACCUAACUUUUGAGAUAAGAAGAUGAUGCUCCAGAUGAAGGUUUUUCUUUGGUUUAUCCUUCAAUCCAAAAAGACGAGCUGCAAUUGGACUGCUGUGAAUGAAGACACUGAAGAUAGUGCUGUGGAAAGCUGGAAUUUAACCUACCCCUCACACCUAUAGGAUCAAGCACUCUAAGGUCCCAUAAGACUAACUGUUUUCUCUGAACAUAUGCAUUUUUUUCUAUCCUAAUAUAUUUUGGUGGACGUUGUACUCAUUUUUUAUUCCAGGAAAAAGUCAUUAUUGUUAUGGCUGCACAGAUUCUCACAGGAACUAUCUCAUCUCUGGCCUCGCUGUAAGUUCAGGUAUUCCUUUGUGAUCGCUUUUGCCUGAAAUAAUGAUUUUGAAGUAAUCUAAAGAA